UGGCCUUGUUUCCCCGCAGUCUGGGGUUAGACAAAUCAGGGAGUAAUGAAAUGUUUUCUUCUCUUCAGAACAAACAGUCCCAAUUAGGAGCCAUCUCAUGGAAUUAGGUCUAACAGCAGCAAAAUUUGCUAGAAAACGGGGGAAUGUGUCACUUGCAACAAGACUACUGGCACAAUGCAGUGAAGUUCAGCUGGGAAAGACCACCACUGCACAGGAUUUAGUCCAGCAUUUUAAAAAACUAUCAACUCAGGGUCAAGUGGAUGAAAAAUGGGGGCCUGAACUUGAUAUUGAAAAAACCAAAUUGCUAUAUACAGCAGGCCAGUCAACACAUGCGAUGGAAAUGUUGAGUUCUUGUGCCAUAUCUUUCUGCAAGUCUGCAAAAGCUGAAUAUGCAGUUGCUAAGUCCAUUCUGACACUGGCUAAAUGGAUCCAGGCAGAAUGGAAAGAGAUUUCAGGACAGCUGAAACAGGUUUACAGAGCUCAGCAACAGCAGAAUGUCUCGGGUCUGUCUACUUUGUCUAAAAACAUACUCACUUUAAUAGAAUUGCCAGCUGGUAAUACAGUGGAAGAAGAGUAUCCUCGGAUUGAGAGUGAAUCCACAGUACAUAUUGGAGUUGGAGAACCUGACUUCAUUUUGGGACAGUUAUAUCACCUGUCUUCAGUACAGGCACCUGAAGUAGCCAAAUCUUGGGCAGCACUGGCUAGUUGGGCUUACAGGUGGGGCAGAAAAGUGGUUGACAAUGCCAGUCAGGGAGAAGGUGUCCGUCUGCUGCCUAGAGAAAAAUCUGAAGUUCAAAAUCUGCUUCCAGAUACUAUAACUGAAGAAGAGAAAGAGAGAAUAUAUGGUAUUCUUGGACAAGCUGUAUGUCGGCCAGCGGGAAUUCAGGAUGAAGAUAUAACACUUCAGAUAACAGAGAGUGAAGAUAAUGAAGAAGAUGACAUGGUUGAUGUUAUCUGGCGUCAGUUAAUAUCAAGCUGCCCAUGGCUCUCGGAACUUGACGAAAGUGCCACUGAAGGAGUUAUUAAAGUGUGGAGGAAAGUUGUAGAUAGAAUCUUCAGCCUGUACAAACUCUCUUGCAGUGCAUAUUUUACUUUUCUUAAACUCAAUGCUGGGCAAAUUCCUUUAGAUGAGGAUGACCCUAGGCUACAUCUAAGUCAUAGAGUGGAACAGAGCACUGAUGACAUGAUUGUGAUGGCCACGCUGCGGCUGCUCAGGCUGCUGGUGAAACAUGCAGGCGAGCUUCGGCAGUAUCUGGAGCAUGGCUUGGAAACAACACCUACUGCUCCGUGGAGAGGUGAUGGCUAAAUUGUUUCUGAGUAGGAUAUAAGACAAUAAAAAAAUUAGUGGUUUCUUCUUAUUUAUGAUUGGGAUGUGUUAAAGAAUACUUGCAUUAGCUCAUGGGACACUCUGGGGUGCUUGUUGCACUGCUAAGACCUUCACUCUCACCUGUCCGAGAAAUGGAAGGCUCAGAGGCUUUUUAUAUACAAAAUGAUGUUUGGAGA
Messenger RNA from Lemur catta (Ring-tailed lemur), 1503 nucleotides. Its product is annotated as serine/threonine-protein kinase SMG1-like. The transcript has 6 exons. The record is from RefSeq and is a predicted model, not a curated record. NCBI's taxonomy places the organism in Eukaryota, Metazoa, Chordata, Mammalia, Primates, Lemuridae. The coding region runs from base 98 to 1306 and encodes 402 amino acids.